AUGGUGGUGGCGGCCUCGCCUCCCCCUCUCCACCUUGCCCUCCCCCUCCUCCUCUUCGCCGCCCACGCGGCUGUCGGCAGCGCCGCAGGGGCCGUCGCGGUGAGCAGUGGCGGUCAGCUCUGGUGCGUCGCGAAGAAUAACGCCGAGGAUGGCGCGCUGCAGUCGGCUAUCGACUGGGCUUGCGGCCCCAACGGCGGCGCCGACUGCCGCGCCAUCCAGCUGGGCGGCGCCUGCUACGAGCCGCCCGACCUCCUGGCGCACGCGUCCUACGCGUUCAACGACUACUUCCUCCGAUCCGGUGGCGCCGCCAACCCCGCCUCCUGUGAUUUCUCCGGCGCCGCCGAGCUCAUCGGCCUGAACCCCAGUAAGCACCCACGCCGGCUCCUCUCGUGA
This is a messenger RNA of Brachypodium distachyon (stiff brome), 393 nucleotides long. Its product is annotated as PLASMODESMATA CALLOSE-BINDING PROTEIN 5. The coding region runs from base 1 to 393 and encodes 130 amino acids. The transcript has a single exon. NCBI's taxonomy places the organism in Eukaryota, Viridiplantae, Streptophyta, Magnoliopsida, Poales, Poaceae. The record is from RefSeq and is a predicted model, not a curated record.